ACAUGAAGAAAAGGAGGUGCAAAAAGGCAUGGAAAGCUAAAACACCAGCUGAAAUCUGUCAGUAUUUAGAAAGCUAUCCUGCCCCUAUCAGUGCAAAUUAAUAUCAGCUGGUUUAGUCCUAAUUGAUGGCCUACAAAAAGGUUUUUCAUUACCAAGGUGUCACACAAGAAGCAUCUCAUGAUGGGUAAAAGCAAAGAGCUCUCUCAAGACCUUUUCAACCUUAUUGUUGCAAAACAUACUGAUGGUAUUGGUUACAGACGUAUUUCUAAACUUCUGAAUGUUCCAGUGAGCACCGUUGGGGCCAUUAUCCGGAAGUGGAAAGAACAUAAUUUCACCAUAAACCAGCCACGACCAGGUGCUCCUCGUAAGAUUUCUGUCAGAGGAGUCAAAAGAAUAAUCAGAUGAGUUGUCCAAGAGCCAAGGACCACUCGCGGAGAGCUUCAGAAAGACCUGGAAUUAGCAGAUAUAUCGACAUGGAGACCGUUCUCCAGUCAAAGGCUAUCCAACAGACCCACACCCGGAGAGUGCAUGGCCACAGGGAUUUGGACAGCUUUCACAGGAGGGUAUGAAGGAGCACUUUGAGCUGGGCAAGUUUUUGCGAAAACAUUACACAGGUUUCCUCAGUAAGAACUAUAAACGAUCUGAGAUUACUGUUCGGAGCACAGAUCAUGAUCGCACACUGAUGAGUGCUGCCUCAAAUCUUGCUGGUCUUUACCCACCCAGUGUUUCACAGAGGUUUUAUUUUUGCUUAGAAUGGCAGCCUAUACCAAUACACACUGUUCCCCUGAAAGAUGACCGGCUGCUCUCAUUUCCUUUGCUAAACUGUCCUCUCUACCAGUCACUUAUACAUGAGACAAAGAUAACUAAGGCCUUUCUUAACAUGACUGAGAUGUACAAAGAUUUCAUGGAGAUGGUGCAAAAAAACACAGGGCUGGAUUUACCUUCCAUUGAGACAGUGUGGAGUGUGUAUGACACACUAUUCUGUGAGAAGAAACAUGGUAUGCGCCUUCCAGACUGGGUGACUUCUGACGUCAUGAAGAAACUAAAGGUGCUAAAUAACUUUAGCUUUCAGUUCAUGUUUGGCCUCCAUAAACGAAAGGAGAAAUGUCGGUUACAAGGAGGUCUUCUACUGGAUCAGAUUAUUAAAAACAUGACAGCUGUUGCAAAUUCAACUGAGCAUGUAAAGAUGAUAAUGUAUUCAACGCAUGACACAACCAUCGUAGCUCUGCAGGAAGCACUUAAUGUGUAUAAUGGAUUGCAACCACCAUAUGCCUCCUGUCACAUUUUUGAACUAAACCAGCAUGACAAUGGGUCAUUCUUUGUUGAGAUGUUUUAUCGUAAUGACAGGUCUAUGGCUAAGCUUUUAACUUUACCUGGCUGUGCCCAACAGUGCCCUUUAGAGAAGUUCAUUAAACUUACACACUCAGUCAUUCCAACAGACUGGCACAAGGAAUGCCAACUCAGCGCCUCUUCCAGCGACAACGAUAAACCUACACACCCAUUUUAGCCUGCGGGACGAGCUGCGCUUGUUGUUAAGAAACAAGACAAGAAUACUGAUUAAAACAUGUGUUUCUUUCGUGUAGCUAAGAAGUAAAACCGAAUUAUCUGAGAAUGCAGUUCUGAAGGUUGUUUUGGCUGGUUUUGUUCUUGUUGAUCAAAACUGUCCUUCUCUCUAAAACUUUUCGCAUGUACUUUAGCCUUCACACACACACACAUUUACACACACACACACACACACACACACACAUUUACACACACACACACACAUUUACACACACACACACACACACACACACAUUUACACACUCUCUCUUCUCUUUCUCUCACACACACACAUUUUUCUGGUCUUUAUAAAAACUCUGUUUUCUUUCAAUAAACUAAGGCAUUCAUACUUUGA
Trichomycterus rosablanca is the source of this 1897-nucleotide messenger RNA. RefSeq names its product lysosomal acid phosphatase-like. Gene Ontology annotation, molecular function: acid phosphatase activity. The transcript is spliced from 11 exons. The coding region runs from base 566 to 1507 and encodes 313 amino acids. The record is from RefSeq and is a predicted model, not a curated record. Gene Ontology annotation, biological process: lysosome organization; dephosphorylation. NCBI's taxonomy places the organism in Eukaryota, Metazoa, Chordata, Actinopteri, Siluriformes, Trichomycteridae. Gene Ontology annotation, cellular component: lysosome.